AUGAAUACCUCCGUGACAUGUGUCGCUGGGUCUCUUGUUAUAGAAAUCGCAUCGGUUUUGAACCAGAUAAAACACAACAAAAUCAAAAAAUCUAUCUAUGGAUUGUCUUACGACUAUCUCGCAUUGACCUGGACGUCUGACUUGAUGGCCGUGAUGUCGUCUAUCAACUACAAUAAUAACAAGCACGUUAAACGACAGUACGGACGCAGGUUUCCUAUAUAUCCCGAUGUUCCUGUUGACUCGGUGCUAGUAUCGUUAGAGAUGAUUUCAUUUCUAGUAAGCACAGCCUUGCUUUUCCAAACUUUUUGCAUUUACCAUCGUACCCGAAACGUAAACCAAUGUAUAAGUGGGUUGAACAUGUUCUUCUUGGGAGCAUUGAUCGUGGGGCUUAUCUACGUGAUCAAGGCAUAUUCCUACCAUGAAUCCACCGUAGUGUUGCUAGACGUAAUCGACUACAUGUGGUUGAUCAGCAGAACCACUGCAAUAGUCAAAUACAUGCCGCAACUCGUGAUGAACUGGUUCGGCUCAUGUGUCGUAGGCUUGCACCCAUACUGGCUAGUAAUGCAAGUGACAGGAUGGGGUCUUCUCGUUGCAGGCAAAGUAUCAGCGAGAUGGUACUACCAUUGGGCAGAAGUCCCUCUAAACUUCAACACCUGGUUGUAUAUAAUAGUCUCCGCCUUCUGUUUGGCCCUCUAUACAGCCCAAGAAAGGAUCUGGUAUAAGGGUAACCGACCCCGAUUGGAACUC
This is a messenger RNA of Scheffersomyces stipitis CBS 6054, 747 nucleotides long. RefSeq lists its product as uncharacterized. Gene Ontology annotation, biological process: L-cystine transport. Gene Ontology annotation, cellular component: vacuolar membrane. NCBI's taxonomy places the organism in Eukaryota, Fungi, Ascomycota, Pichiomycetes, Serinales, Debaryomycetaceae. Gene Ontology annotation, molecular function: L-cystine transmembrane transporter activity. The annotation marks the transcript as partial. The record is from RefSeq and is a predicted model, not a curated record. The transcript has a single exon.